AUGGCCGCGGAAGAGGCGGAGGUAUCAAGAGCUCCUGGCGGGCCACUAGAUCUAGUGAUUCCACUCCGGUCUUGGGAGCCAGAACAUUCGAGCAACGAGAUGAGAGCGACGGGAAUGAAGGGAACGACAGGCGCAGCGCGGGCAGCAACUCUCUCGGGAAAGAUCGGAUGGUUGAUGUCGGCCUAG
Histoplasma mississippiense is the source of this 186-nucleotide messenger RNA. RefSeq lists its product with no specific name. Bases 1 to 186 code for a protein of 61 amino acids. The record is from RefSeq and is a predicted model, not a curated record. The transcript has a single exon. Lineage: Eukaryota; Fungi; Ascomycota; Eurotiomycetes; Onygenales; Ajellomycetaceae.